Messenger RNA from Trachymyrmex septentrionalis, 1073 nucleotides. RefSeq names its product sentrin-specific protease 8-like. Gene Ontology annotation, biological process: proteolysis. Bases 366 to 1073 code for a protein of 235 amino acids. The record is from RefSeq and is a predicted model, not a curated record. Lineage: Eukaryota; Metazoa; Arthropoda; Insecta; Hymenoptera; Formicidae. The transcript is spliced from 2 exons. Gene Ontology annotation, molecular function: deNEDDylase activity; cysteine-type peptidase activity.
UAAAUUCUACGUAUAAGAAUACAUGAACAUAUGUACAAAAUAACAGGAAAAUCGGAGAUAGUUUUCUUACGAAUGUAUUUAAAAUAUAUCAAACCCAUGAUCACGUGAUAAGAGGCAGCCAUCAGAAGCCAUGACGUCGAAAUGUAUACAUUUCUAAAAACACCGUCAUGAUACUCGUUAACACGCGUUAUAUCUUAUAUACAGAAGAAAAUAUAAAUAAUUCAGACAGAGGAUACGUAUUUCCAGAAAAAAAAAGGUGAAAGAAGAAAAGAUAGUACAAUCCAAACGGAACAGGCAUUGAUAACGGAAGAAGAAACGAGCACUUGUGACUAUUCAUUUUGAUUCUCGCAUCUUGACACACUACUAUGCCGGUUUUGCCUGCAAAUUCAAAGCACUUAUCCCAUGCUCAUCCGACGAAUCCAUACAAGAAUGAUAUUGUGUUAAGUUAUCAUGACUACUUACUCAGAACAUCGGAUGUUGCAUUACUGGAGAGAAAUGACUGGCUUAAUGACAUUAUAAUAGGAUUCUAUUUCGAAUAUCUAAAUCAACAAUAUAGGAAGGAUAAUAAAAGCCAGUUAUUAUUUAUCGGCCCCGAAGUAGCUCAGUUAUUAAAGAUGCAGGAUUCUUCACAAUAUAAUAUAUUUCUGGAUCCUAUUGAAGCUACAAAUUAUGAUUUUAUAUUCUUUCCUCUUAAUGAUUGUGAUAGCAACGAGGCAGGUGGCUCGCAUUGGAGUUUAUUAGUAUAUUCUCGUAUUGAAAAAAUGUGUUAUCACUUCGAUUCGUCAAGCGGUAUUAAUGGCUUCUCCGCGAAAAAACUUGCACGGAAAGUGACAAAAUAUUUUCUUGAGAAACAAGAGAGAAAAUAUAUUGAAAUGGAUUGUCCACAACAAAAUAAUAACUACGAUUGCGGUUUAUAUGUUUUAUGUUUAGCAGAUAUAAUAUCUAGACACGCUAUAAAAAAUUCUAAAGUAAGCGAUUGUGAUUGUAGUAUCGUUCCAGAAAUGGUUUCGAAAAAACGUAGCAAUUUAUUAAAAUUAAUUUACGAUUUGAAAAGUACAUCUAAUAAUGCAUAG